CAGACCUCCCCGGCAUUUCCGACGUCACCUCACCUCCCUCCCCGGCCAUUAAUCCUCGUCCCCCCCGCAGUGCCCGCACCCACCCGGUUGUCAUCGUCAGCCGCUCGCUCCCUCGGUCACUCACUCACUCACUCACUCCCCUCUAGUACAUCACUCACCGCCCGCCAAGCGCGAAGCUGUCACUCUGCUGACCGCUUGACAGAGCAGAGCACGGCACCUAGCCGCCCUCUCACCGACCCAUGGCCAUGGGCGGCGCGUUCCCCUUCCAGUGGCCCGAGGGCCCCGCGGAUCCUGUUCUCGACGACGUGACCUUGCCUCCGCUGCCCACGGCGGCGCCCGACGCCGGGGUCGCCGCGUACUACGCGGACGCGGCGGACGUGCACGCGAUGCACAUGGCGCUGCCCGAUUUCGCGGCGGCGCUGGCGGCGAUGCGGCGGGAGGAGGAGGAGGCCGCGGGCAUCCGCCUGGUGCACCUCCUCAUGAGCUGCGCCGGCGCCGUCGAGGCGGCCGACCACGCUGGCGCGUCCGCGCACCUGGCGGACGCGCACGCCGCGCUCGCCGCCGUCUCGCCCACCUCCGGCAUCGGCCGCGUGGCCGUGCACUUCACCGCCGCGCUGUCCCGCCGGCUGUUCCCUCCCACGCCUUCGCCUUCGCCUUCGCCUCCGCCCCCGGCCCCGCACGCCGCCGACGCCGACCGAGCCUUCCUCUACCACCGCUUCUACGAGGCGGGUCCCUACCUCAAGUUCGCGCACUUCACGGCCAACCAGGCCAUCCUGGAGGCCGUCCAGGGCUGCAAGCACGUGCACAUCAUCGACUUCAGCAUCAUGCAGGGCCUCCAGUGGCCAGCGCUGAUCCAGGCCCUCGCGCUCCGCCCCGGCGGGCCGCCGUCGCUCCGCCUCACGGGCAUUGGGCCGCCGUCCCCGCCAGGGCGCGACGACCUCCGCGACGUCGGGGUCCGCCUCGCCGACCUGGCGCGCUCCGUGCGCGUCCACUUCUCCUUCCGCGGCGUGGCCGCCAACCGCCUCGACGAGGUGCGGCCCUGGAUGCUGCAGGUCUCGCAGGGCGAGGCCGUGGCCGUGAACUCCGUGCUCCAGCUGCACCGCCUCCUCGCCGACGCUCCCUCGUCGGGCGACGCCCGGGCGCCCAUCGACGCCGUGCUGGAGUGCGUCGCGUCCGUGCGCCCCAGGGUGUUCACGGUGGUGGAGCAGGAGGCGGACCACAACAAGCCGGGGUUCCUGGACCGGUUCACGGAGGCGCUCUUCUACUACUCGGCGGUGUUCGACUCCCUGGACGCGGCGAGCGGCGGCGCGGGCGACGCGGCGGCGGAGGCCUACCUGGAGCGCGAGAUCUGCGACAUCGUGUGCGGCGAGGGCGCGGGGCGCAGGGAGCGGCACGAGCCGCUGUGGCGGUGGCGUGACAGGCUGGGUCGCACGGGGCUGGCCGCCGUGCCGCUGGGGGCCAACGCGCUGCGGCAGGCGAGGAUGCUGGUUGGGCUCUUCUCCGGGGAAGGACACUGCGUGGAGGAGGCCGAGGGGUGCCUGACACUGGGCUGGCACGGGCGGCCGCUCUUCUCGGCGUCCGCGUGGCGCGCGGAAGAGAACAAUCAGAGUGACAGCAGGAGCAGGAGCAGCGGCAGUGAGGAGAGCAAUAUCAGCUGCAGCAGCUAGAGCGUCGCUACUUUACUGUAAAUUCCUUCGGUGAGAGGCUAGUAGCGGGGUUUACUGUAAAAUCGCGG
Molecule: messenger RNA, 1735 nt
Organism: Zea mays
Lineage: Eukaryota; Viridiplantae; Streptophyta; Magnoliopsida; Poales; Poaceae
Product: DELLA protein SLN1-like
Exons: 1
Coding region: 240-1667 (475 amino acids)
Source: RefSeq, marked validated